Molecule: messenger RNA, 2451 nt
Organism: Naegleria fowleri
Lineage: Eukaryota; Heterolobosea; Eutetramitea; Acrasida; Naegleriidae
Exons: 3
Coding region: 1-2451 (816 amino acids)
Biological process (GO): intracellular signal transduction; cAMP biosynthetic process
Source: RefSeq, a predicted model, not a curated record
AUGAUUGGAAAUCAACAAAGCAAUCCCAACCCGAAUGAUCACCUCCAUCAAGAUUUAAUUUUUGAAGAAGAAGACACUACAACAACACAUCAUCGUGAAAAAGCAACGACAUUUCAUCCUCUCAACAACAAGACCAUACUUUCUCAUCAUCAACUUCCAAAACUCUCUCUAUUCCCUUCUUUCUCCCGUAAAAAUUCCAUCUUCACUUCCAAUAGCUAUUACUCAACUAAAGGCAGUAGUACCGUCACCUCUCAUACAGACAAAGCAAAUACUAUUUGGUGGUGUUGCUCCGAAUGCCCAAAUGGAGUCAGGAUUGUUCAUUGCUUGUUACUCGUUUUUAUUGUUCAAGGAAUUUUAGGCUUAUUAACCAGUGUCUUGUUGCUGUAUACAAGUGGAAAUCAGACACUGUCACGUGUAUCUGAAAAUCAAGCCUUUCAAACCCAGCUCUUUGUGCAGCUUCAUAUUUCAACAAUUAUCGAUACCUCUGAGAGCGUGUUGCAACAAGUAUACUUGGAGUUGGACUCUGGUUUGGAUAUUUACAAUUUCACCUCAUGGAUCUUACUUUUCAAGUAUAUUCGGGGUUUGUACAUUCGCACUACUCCCUUAAACAUGCUACAAAUAGGUACUUUUAACGAUUAUUAUGUGGGGACAAAUGAAGUCAAUCAAACCUUUUCUGUUCUGGAGUUUCACAAUAACACAGACAUAUUGUAUCGAUAUAGAAAUGAUGAGAAUGAUUUGCGUAAAGAUCCUCUUUCUGAUUCCAAUCUACUGAAUGCUUCCUAUUUUCCGUAUAAACCGACAGACAGACCUUGGUAUAAAACUUUCAGAGAAAAUGUGAGAGGUAGCAUUUCACCUCGUUGGUCAGAUAUCUUUUACUCAGUGCAUGGUAAACAGAGUAUUAACUUGGCCUUUCCAAUUUACAUACAAGCAAACACUACUGCAGUGAAAUUAGGACUCUCUCAAAUUACUAGUCCUAACAAUUCCAUGCUAUGUCGCGAUAAAUCAUGUUAUACCCCUGACCAUUUGUAUGGAGCAGUUGGAAUCUUGUUUUCACUUAAACAAUUAGGAAAUUUUUUGAACACAACCUUGCUAAACUAUCCCAACCUUAAUUAUUGUUUCAUAAUGGAUCGAAGUGGCAAAAUCAUUGCCUCUAGCAAGGGUAACACUACCAAUAACAGUACACAACAAGCAACACGUGUGAACGAGGAAAUACGGUCAUAUUCACAACAUAUUCUGCAUAAUAAUGUGAGCAACACAAAAGCCGAGACUUUCUUCCUGAACGGAAAGAAUGUAUUUGUUUCCACAAUUACGGACAAGUAUAACCUCAUGUGGAGAGUAGUGAUCGUGUAUAAUCAGUCAGAUUUUGUGAAAGAGUUAUUCGCAAGUGGAAUUACAUCUCUCGUGGUGUAUAUCAUUAUUAUGGUCGGUGGUACCUUGGUUUUGUUCAUUCUUGUUCAGGCAAUGAAUACUCCACUCAGAAAUGUAAAGAAAAAACUUGACAAACUUGUCAAGUUGAAAAAUAUGAAUGAGUCAGAAGAGGAAAAACAUAGCAUAUUUUCUGACAUUUCAUCACUCGAACAAAGCAUUUCUGCUCUCCGUCGAGGUAUCAACACGUUUAGCAAAUAUGUGCAUCAAAAUUUCAUGAAGCGUGUGCUUAGUGGUCAAUACUUUGCAGAAAUUGGAAUGGACGUACAGAACAUGACCAUUCUCUGUUCGGACCUUGUGAGCUUCACAGAACUAGCCGAGUCUACUGAUAGUGAAAUAUUGCUCUCUGUCAUGACCGAGUACUUUUCUGCAAUGACAACAACCUUGGAACAUCAUCAUGGAUUUAUUGAAAAAUAUGUUGGAGAUGGAAUUCGGGCAUUGUGGAGUAGCAAUACACACAAUGGAUUGCUAACGAGAGUGGAAGAGCAUGAAAUUAGAGCUUGCAGAGCCGUGAUAGAAAUGUUAGAGGUUUUCCAUGAUCUUAACAAUGCAUGGCAAGAGAAAGGUUAUCCAAAAUUGGACAUGCGUGUUGGAAUUAAUAGUGGUGAAGUGUAUUGUGGCUCGAUGGGUUGUUUAAGCCGAUUGAGUUUUGGAGUGAUUGGCGUCAAUGUAAACAUUGCUUCCAAGUUGGAGCGAUUGAAUCGAGAAUAUUCCACCACAGUACUGAUUGGAGAAAGCACUUACAAUCAUGUGAAAGAACACUUUGUCUGCAAUUAUGUCGAUACUAUAGGAAUUAGUGGCAAACGUAUUGCAUUCUUUAGCUUGGAAGGGAGUAUUAAGGACGCCACCGAUUUACAAAUCAAAAUUUCGCGUGACUUUCUACUCGUUCAACACUACGCGAAGGAAGGGGAUUACACCUCUGUCAUUCGAAUUUGUCAAAACAUUCUCAGUUUGCAAGAUUCUCCUGUUGCCACAAUCAUGCUCUCCAAAGCAAAAGCAAAACUAUUCAAGCCCAAAACUGAAUAA